This is a messenger RNA of Ruditapes philippinarum (Manila clam), 1079 nucleotides long. RefSeq names its product sushi, von Willebrand factor type A, EGF and pentraxin domain-containing protein 1-like. Bases 1 to 918 code for a protein of 305 amino acids. The record is from RefSeq and is a predicted model, not a curated record. The transcript has 5 exons. NCBI's taxonomy places the organism in Eukaryota, Metazoa, Mollusca, Bivalvia, Venerida, Veneridae.
AUGUAUUACAUCAAAAAUGAUUUUGUAGGCUGUGGAAACGUGUCAGUAAUAUCGAAUGGAGACAUAACACUUAUAGAUGAAGGCAAUACUACAUACGGCGCCUUAGCUGAAGUUACAUGUAACACAGGCUAUAAUAAAACCAUAAACAUUAUAGAAUGUCACGACACCGGAGAAUGGGAUGUUCCUGCUUGUUACUUAAUAGACUGUGGAGAUGUCCCAACGAUAUCUAAUGGAACCAUUUACCUAAAAGAAGUAGGAAAUACCACAUACGGAGCUAUUGCGGAGGUAGUAUGUGAAAAUGGCUAUAACGAAACUCUAGAUAUAAUCGAAUGUCGCAAUACAGGGGAAUGGGAUGCCGUUGAAUGUUAUUUAAUUGAUUGUGGAAUACUUCCACCAAUUGAUAAUGGAAGCAUUGCUUUGAUAGAUGACGGAAAUAGCUCAUUCGGUGCUUUAGCUGAAGUGACGUGCUACAUUGGCCAUAACGCGACUUUAAAAACCAUAAUGUGUCGUGAUACUGGGAAAUGGGAUAAUACUUCAUGUGAAAUUAUAAACUGCGGAGAUGUCCCAACGAUAUCUAAUGGAACCAUUGACCUAAAAGAAGUAGGAAAUACCACAUACGGAGCUUUGGCGGAGGUAGUAUGUGAACAUGGCUUCAACGAGACUCUUGAUAUAAUCGAAUGUCGCGAAACAGGGGAAUGGGAUGUCGUUGGAUGUUGUUUAAUUGAUUGUGGAAUACUUCCACCAAUUGAUAAUGGAAGCAUUGCUUUGAAAGAGGACGGAAAUAGCUCAUUCGGUGCUUUAGCUGAAGUGACGUGCAAUAUUGGCAAUAACGCGACUAAAGAAACCAUAAUGUGUCGUGGUACUGGGAAAUGGGAUAAUACUUCAUGUAAAAUUAUAAGUAUGAAGUUUUCGUGUUAGUUUCUUCACUCUUUUUAUAUAAAACGUUUUGAGUUUCAUGCGAAAUAGAUUUUUAAAUGAAACACUCCACUGACAGAGAAUCACAAUAUCAUUUAUUACUUAAAAUAUACUUUUUGACAUAUUGAAAUAUAGGAACUAAUUCUAUAAAACCCCUAACAAUA